AUGCAUACCACUGAACCGACGACAAUUACAGAACUUCUCACCUUACGUGCGGGGGCUUCGAACAAUCCUAUUCACUUCCUUGAUGAUUCUGGAGACAUAACAAGUACCUUGACAUUUGUCGACCUUGCGGACUCUGCGAAACAAAUUGCCAAAGCACUUCUCGCGUCAGGCCUUCAGAGUGGCGGUAAAAACAUAGUCGUAACCAAAUUCGAUGACCAGAGAACACAUAUACUCUUCUUUUGGGGAUGUGCCUUCGCUGGUAUUCCUAUAUGUCCUCUUCCGCCUUUUCACCCCGACGAAACUCGACAAGCUCUACUUCUGAAUCACCUUCAGAACCUUUUCCACAAACCUACCUUCAUAUCUGACUCUGCAACACUCUUAAUCGUUAAGAAGCUGGUUCCAGAGUUUAAAAUCGUCGACGUCCAGCAAAUUACCAACUCGACAUUAAGAUUCGACCCAUCCCUGGAUGACGCGAUUUAUCCUUCGCGUGUUGCCUCGACAGAUGAGACAGUUGCCAUUAUGCUGACGUCAGGAUCUACGGGAAACUCUAAAGGAGUGGUCCUACCACACUCAGUAUUACUGUCAGCCGUAAGAGGAAAAACACAGAAACAUGGUACCCGGGAAAGCGACAGCUUCCUCAAUUGGAUCAAUUUCGACCAUGUGGCAAAUGUCACAGAAACACAUCUUCAUGCUAUCUGGGCCGGCGCAUCCCAAUACCAGGCUUCACCAUCUUCGAUAAUUCGCAAGCCACGAAAUUUGCUUGAUUGGUGUUCUAAGUACAAAAUUACCCAUACGUUCAGCCCAAACUUUCUGCUGGCCCAAAUUUGUCGGGAUGCUUCUCUUUCUUCGGCAUCUUUGGACCUAUCGGCGCUUAGAGUUUUGAUUACAGGUGGUGAAGCGAACCCUGUUACGACAGCCGUUGAGUUCAGUGAUAUCAUUGAACGCUUCGGCAGUUCCCGGACAACGGUAAGGGCCGCGUUUGGAAUGACUGAAACGGGGGCAGGAAUCAUAUAUAACAACUUGCCAAUACGACCUGCCGUCGCGGACUAUGGGACUUUGACCUAUCUUUCGAUUGGUACUUCUCACGAUGGAGGAAGGGUCCGCAUUAUGGAUCCCCAAACAUCGCUACCUUGUCCUCCAGGUGCCAUUGGACAGUUGCAAAUGUCUGGACCGUCUAUAUUCUCCCAAUACUAUGCGAACGAGACCGCUACAAAUGACUCUUUCACUUCGGAUGGCUGGUUUGUUACUGGAGACCUUGCAUUGGUUGACGACGAUGGUAAUGUUCACAUGCUUGGCAGACACAAGGACGUCAUCAACGUCAACGGCGUCAAACAUCCCAACGUUGACAUUGAGCACUACAUAGCAGACUCCAACAUUUCUGGGGUUGAAAGUUCACUUGUUUUUGUGUGUGCAUUGCGACUUGAAGGUGCUGAUACCGAAACAUACACUGUGUUCUACCAGCAUACCGACGUGGCAAUCGAGGAGGCUACUUUGAACUCAUUGACUGACGACCAAUUGGAGAACGUGCUCAAUACAAGUCAACGCAUACGAAAUGUCUGUGCGGCCUUUUGUUCACAGGCUCCCCAUGUGGUCCUUCCUCUUCCCCGAGUUUUCUUCGUCAAGACUGCCCUGGGAAAGGUUUCACGUAUCGCGCUAGCGAAGGCCUAUGGAGAAGGAAAGUUUAAUGUCAUCGAAAAGUUCAUUGGCGAGGCUUCUGCUCGGCGGCAACAGGCUCGCGCAUCCUCCAAUGCCCCCCGGUCGCCGUUGGAGCAGGUUGUUUGUGAAGGAGUAUCCGUUAUUUUCGAGAUUGACUUGGCAUCUAUCGAUCUGUCUCUGAACAUCUUCGACAUGGGCGCGUCAUCUAUGCACCUUAUCCGGUUGAAAACGUUCCUUCAGGACCAUUUCGGAAUUGUAAACAUUCCUACCAUCGAGCUGCUACAACGUCCAGUUGUAUCCGAUAUUGCGGCCUACGUCCAAGAGCUGGUCAACAAAGGGAACGAUCAUCAGGCGUCCUACAACCCACUCCUAUGCUUCAAUCCACAAGGAUCUAAACCACCUCUAUAUCUUGUCCACCCUGGUGUUGGCGAAGUUCUCAUCUUCAUUAAUCUUGCCCGUGUUCUGAAUGACGAUCGACCGGUUUAUACUCUGCGUGCCAGAGGCUUUGAAGCCGGCGAAACACCUCCCUCGUCUAUGCAAGAAAUGGUCGAUAUAUAUACGGAUGCCAUUUUGAAAAACAACCCCACCGGUCCAUACUAUAUAGCUGGAUACAGCUUUGGCGCGGGAAUUGCUUUCGAGAUAGGAAAACUACUCGAGAAGAAGGGUAAGGUGGUUCCUUGGCUGGGCGUGCUAAACCUGCCACCUUUCAUUCAGUUCCGAGUAAAAGAAUUGAUAUGGGUGGAGACAUUAUUAAAUCUUUCCAUGUUCUUGGCAUUGAUUCGGUCAGAAGAUUUUGAACACUUCAAAACUGCUCUUCUUCUGCAAAAUCCUGGUGGAGACUCUGAUGUAGAGCCCUCAAACUCGAGGGAGCUUAUCGAAUGGACAUAUGCGCAUUGCAACCAAUCCAGGCUUGCGGAACUCAACAUGCCUAUCGACUACUUCCAUCGUUGGGUCAAUGUUGCGUACGAUGUAUCGUACACUGGACGAACGUACCUGCCUUCGGGUCGGAUUGAAGGCGCGUUGACUACUGUAUUUUGUGCCAUUCCUCUCCCUUCUAUGGGCACCAGAGAGGAAUACAAACGUGAUCGACUUUCUAAAUGGAAAGAGUACUCUGGGAAACAUUUCGAGAUGAUCGAUGUCGACGGCGAGCACUACACCAUGAUCUCCGAGGAGCACGUCGAAUCCUUUGCUUCGAAGAUGAGGGCUGCUAUUCACCGUGCUGAAGCCCUACAGUCCCCACCGGUUCCUCCUACCAUAUCCCCCAAGCAAGAUUUCGAUGCUGUCCCAACGAUCGACUUCUCCCUGGCCAAAUCGAAUCCUUCAGAGUAUUACAAACAGUUAAAAUUUGCUCUAGAGGAUGUUGGAUUUGGGAUCUUUGUCAAUGUUCCUGGGUUCGAACAAUCCUUCCAAGAUGAAGUCUUCGAUCUGGUCGCUCAAUUUUUCAACAAGCCCGCGGAGUGGAAGAGUGCCAUUGGAACUGAGCAUUCCGCUUCCCUUCGCGGCCACUUCCGAGGGGAUACAAUCGAAGGCCCUCACAAGGCAUAUGCUGAGGCAUACCGCUUUGGGGCCGAAAGACCUGCUCACAUCGACCCAGAUGUUCCCUUCUGGCUUCGAAUCCACGAAGGUCCAAACCAGUGGCCACCAGCAGCGGAUCUCCCUGGAUUCCGAAAGACUAUUGAAACGCUUUUUGAACGUUAUCGUAUCCUGAACUUGGAGCUGAACGAGCAUAUUGCACGGCUUCUGGAUGUCCCAGCAUCAGUGAUCAGCGAUUAUUUCCCCUCAGAGACGGAGUUCAACUGUGCCAUCUGGCAUUACCUUGCUCUUACUCCUGAGAUGAAAGCUUCAGAGCGCGAAGGAUUUGUAAAUGGAAUGCACGAGCACCGAGACCCUUCAACGUUCCUCACUUGUUUAAUUCAAUCACGUCCUGGACUUCAAGUCCAAAAUCACAGCGGAAAGUGGAUCGACAUUCCAAUGGUUGAAGGAGGAGUAGUGUGUAAUGUCGGGAUGCAAUUUAUGCGCCUCACUGGCGGAAAGCUAGUGGCCACAACCCAUCGUGUCAAUACACUCAAGAUCGAUCAAGACCGAUACACUAUUCCGUAUGUGCUCACCACAAAACUCGAAAAGCCCAUCCUCCCUCUACCUCAGUUUGACAACCCAGCCAUGGCUAAAGUUCAUGUAGCUCCAAAUCCUAAGGUUCAGGCCCUCAUGUCCAUUAAGGAUCCUUUGACUCGCAGUGGAUAUGCGAGAUUGAGCCUGUUCCCCGCUGCGGCCCAGAAAAUGUACCCCAAAGAAUGGGAAGAGGCAAGGCAGCUAGGUAUCGUCUAA
Molecule: messenger RNA, 3981 nt
Organism: Psilocybe cubensis
Lineage: Eukaryota; Fungi; Basidiomycota; Agaricomycetes; Agaricales; Agrocybaceae
Exons: 10
Coding region: 1-3981 (1326 amino acids)
Biological process (GO): biosynthetic process; secondary metabolic process
Molecular function (GO): CoA-ligase activity
Source: RefSeq, a predicted model, not a curated record